AUGCUAUUCUUCGAAUCCGAUUACAUUGGCGAAGUCGGUCUCAGCAACUUGAAGCUGUAUCGAUAUGCAUCGGUCGACAAGUCUCCAAUAUCAAAGUAUAUUUUAAAGCCCUAUUUGGACUUGGUCAUUGAACCAUUCCCACUAUGGAUGGCACCGAAUCUGAUAACGCUUUGCGGCUUUGGUUUUAUACUGAUAAAUUUGACGUGUGUGAUUAUAUUUAUACCUGACCUUGUCGGCCCAGGAGCUGCGUGGCUUUAUUUCAGCUUUGCCCUCGGAUUAUGGCUAUACUCAACGUUUGACAACAUAGAUGGACGGCAAGCGCGACGAACUGGAACAUCAUCGCCACUCGGUGAACUUUUUGACCAUGGAUGUGAUGCACUGAACUGCAGUUUGGGAGCAAUCGUCCAAUCGGCUGCCAUGGGACUGGGUCAUUCAUGGUAUUCUGCGUUCUUAUUAGUUUUGACUACCGCUCCCUUUUACAUAUCCACCUGGGAAGAAUAUCAGACGGGUGUUCUCUAUCUUGGAUAUGUCAACGGGCCAACUGAGGGUUUGAUUACUGCUUGUAUUGUUAUGAUAAUAUCCGGCAUUUUAGGGCCUGGAUUCUGGAAAACAGAUUUACAUGAAUUUUUCGGUUCGAAAGCUCCAGACUUUGUACAAGGCUAUACAUUGACGGAUUUGAUGUUUGCUUUCAUCACUACCAUGGUCUUGACUUGCCUUUUGCCAGCCAGCUUUUAUAACGUGUAUCAAGCAUGCCGACGUCAGGAACGCUCAUUUUUAGCUACUCUACCUCAACAUUUAUCAUUUGCGGUCUAUGCUGUUAGUGGAUAUCUAUGGCUAUCAUCACCAUAUUCGAGUAUAUUAGAAGAUCAGCACUUUAUUCUUUUUGCGUUAACGACUGGUAUCGUGUUCGGACGCAUGGCCACAAAGAUUAUAUUGGCACAUGUGACAAAGACACCGUUUCCUAUGUUUACUGUGCAAUUGAUCCCGUUGUUAGUUGGCGCGAUAUUGGCCAACGUUCCUAUCGUCUUUCAUAUUGAUCCAAUCCUAACGCCCAAGAUCGAGUAUUACUACCUUUUGAGCUAUUUCGUCUUUGUAUUGAUUGCAUACAUUUACUGGGCAGUAAUCGUUAUCCGCCAAUUCUGUUCAUAUCUAAAGAUAAGAUGUCUUCAUAUUCCGCAUAGGCAACCAGAGAGUGAAGAUGACGAAGCGGAGAUUUCUUAG
This is a messenger RNA of Paraglomus occultum, 1221 nucleotides long. NCBI's taxonomy places the organism in Eukaryota, Fungi, Glomeromycota, Glomeromycetes, Paraglomerales, Paraglomeraceae. The record is from the annotation of a GenBank genome assembly.